AUGGCAGAAUCAUGUCAUGACCCCUCCCCUCCUACAACAGAACUCUCCAGAGCAGAGCGCUUCAAAGCCACGCAUCUCGCCGCGCGCCAUGGCAAUUACCACCAAUAUUACUCUCAAUUCCGGGAGCCCGUUGUGCCGGACGAACGUCUUUCCAUUCUUCCGUCGGAUAUCCUCCAGAACGCACGAGUCAUAGACCUAGGUUGCAACGCGGGUAAACUGACCUAUGAGGCGAUAACACACUGCGGCGCAUCUGCCUCAGUCGGCGUCGACAUCGACCCGUGGCUGGUCGAGCAGGCGAAGGCAGCGUACCCGGAUGGACCGUGCACAUUUGAGCACUUUGACUUCGUGGAUGCGUCCGCGUACACGGGUACCGCGCUGGGCAAGUUCGACGUUGCCCUACUGCUCUCUGUGACCAAAUGGGUACAUCUCAAUAACGGAGAUGCCGGGAUGCUCAAGCUAUUUGCACACAUACACGAUAUAUUGAAUGAUGGGGGCUAUCUCAUCGUAGAGCCGCAGCCUAUGAGCAAUUAUGCGAAAGCUUCGAAGAAGAAUAAGGAAUUAAGAGAGACGUAUAAGACGAUCCAAAUCCACCCGCCAUUUGAUGAUGAGUUGAAGGGGCAGGGAUUUGAGAGGUUAUUGGGAUUUCAGAGGGAUGAGGAAGGUUUUGCUAGGCCCGUACAUGUUUGGAGGAAAAGGUCAUGA
Penicillium angulare is the source of this 702-nucleotide messenger RNA. RefSeq names its product class I SAM-dependent methyltransferase. Gene Ontology annotation, cellular component: cytoplasm. Gene Ontology annotation, biological process: miRNA metabolic process; negative regulation of pre-miRNA processing. Lineage: Eukaryota; Fungi; Ascomycota; Eurotiomycetes; Eurotiales; Aspergillaceae. The transcript has a single exon. The coding region runs from base 1 to 702 and encodes 233 amino acids. The record is from RefSeq and is a predicted model, not a curated record. Gene Ontology annotation, molecular function: O-methyltransferase activity; RNA methyltransferase activity.